Messenger RNA from Syzygium oleosum, 678 nucleotides. RefSeq lists its product as uncharacterized. NCBI's taxonomy places the organism in Eukaryota, Viridiplantae, Streptophyta, Magnoliopsida, Myrtales, Myrtaceae. The transcript is spliced from 3 exons. The coding region runs from base 74 to 373 and encodes 99 amino acids. The record is from RefSeq and is a predicted model, not a curated record.
CUACUGCUAGGGUUUUUGUGUUCUGUGCUCCAUCAUCUUCAACCUCUCUCUCUCUCCCUCGUUCGCCUCAGCCAUGGCGAAGAACAGGAACAAGAAGAAGCGGAACGCCGCCGCCGCAAUGGACGUCGCCGAGCAAACCGUCUUCGACGGCCCCCAAGCAAUGGACACUUCAGAGUCUGGAGCUAAAAGUUCAGCUGCAGGCGCUGCGAAUAGAAAUAUCAGGAAGGGAAGACCAAUGAAAAGAACGAAGAAUGUCAGGAAGAUGAAGGCGAUGGCAAAGGCCGUAUCAAAGAAUGAGCAGACUGUGGAGAAAGCUUCGAAGAAUGAUAGCAAAACCGUGAGAACCCAAUCUGCAAAAACGCUCUAUGACUAACGUAGCACAAUCUUUGGUCCGCACUCUUUUUUUGAUGAGGAGGGAGUAGAAUCAUCAUAGGAGUUUCACUUUCUUAGUUCUAGCAUGUGCAUUUUACAUAUAAAUUACUCUUUUGUCCAGAUAAGUUGGAAGUUGUAAUUAUCGGCACCUUCAUCUUUAUUUGGCAACACCUUUUGUACUGAAAUGUUCGUGGUCUAUAUAGGGCUUCAGAGAGUUUGAUUGUAUCAUGUGUCGGACUAUGUAUGUUCUGCAAAUAUUUCUUUUGUCAAAUGAAAGAAACUAUAUCCUAGAGAUUUAAACCUGGA